Messenger RNA from Suillus discolor, 1817 nucleotides. RefSeq lists its product as uncharacterized. The transcript has 5 exons. The record is from RefSeq and is a predicted model, not a curated record. Gene Ontology annotation, cellular component: mitochondrion. Bases 40 to 1710 code for a protein of 556 amino acids. Gene Ontology annotation, biological process: ubiquinone biosynthetic process. Gene Ontology annotation, molecular function: oxidoreductase activity, acting on paired donors, with incorporation or reduction of molecular oxygen, NAD(P)H as one donor, and incorporation of one atom of oxygen; 2-octaprenyl-6-methoxyphenol hydroxylase activity; FAD binding. NCBI's taxonomy places the organism in Eukaryota, Fungi, Basidiomycota, Agaricomycetes, Boletales, Suillaceae.
AAGUCACACAUUCAAUCUCAUAAACUUGUGAUUUAUUUCAUGGCCUUUUUUGCAAAGCCAAGGUCAUCAGCGCGUCUGGGAUGUCGACGGAGGCUGUUUCUCAGAUCUUUUAGUUCUGAACAUGCGAGAGAUAAUGACAUCGUGAUAGUAGGAGGCGGGCCAGCAGGAUUGGCUUUGGCAGCUGCCCUUGCUGCGAACCCUAUCGCCAAGAAUUCACUCAAAAUCACGCUAAUAGAAGGGGGGGACUUGUCCAAAAUACAGGAUUGGGGCAUGCCGCCCAACGCGUACUCAAACCGCGUCAGUUCCAUCACACACACGUCUCAACAUUUCUUGAACAGGAUUGGAAUUUGGGACUACGUCGAACAUGCACGCACGAAUCCUAUUCACCAGAUGCAGGUGUGGGACGGUGUUUCCGGCGCUCGCAUCAACUUUGACGCAUCUGUAAUACCGGAGUCGAGUGAAAUGGCUCGAAUGACCGAAAACCUGAACCUCCAACGCGCACUGCUAAGAAAGCUUUCGGAUACCCCGAGUGUCCAGGUAAUUCACAGCGUCAAAGUCGAAUCGAUACAACGCGAGACAGGUGAUCACAAUGACUGGCCUCUCGUUCAUCUUUCCAAUGGCGUCACCCUACGCGCAAGGCUGCUGGUCGGCGCCGACGGGUUCAACUCCCCGGUAAGGUCGUUCGCUGGGAUCUCAUCAUAUGGAUGGUCAUAUGACACGCAAGCGGUUGUCGCAACACUAAAUCACGCGCCGCGAGGACCAUUCCAAGUACCCAACAACACAGCUUACCAGAGAUUCCUCCCGACGGGUCCGAUUGCAUUCCUGCCGCUCUCUCCUUGCACCUCUUCGCUUGUAUGGUCGACCAAACCUCAUUUGGCAGCAGCGCUGAACAAAUCAUCUCCAGGAGUUUUGGAACAAUUAAUCAAUGCCGCUUUCCGCCUCCCCGAGCCAUCUCUCCAGUAUAUCUACAGACGACUGCUUGAAGGCGCUAAGUCAAGCGAGGAGAUAAAUGAAGAAAUCGUGUUCAGGGAACGCUCGGACGGCAUUUCAAGUCACUCUGCGUAUGCAUCUGCCACUUCAAUGCUUUCAGAUGGUGGUAUUCCCCCGGAUGAUGCGGAUGCGCUUCCUCCCCUCGUGACAUCAAUUCAGCAGGGCACCAUAGCAAGUUUUCCGCUUCGCUACAACCAUGCUGAAUCCUAUAUUGGGGAGGGCGCAGGAAGCCGCACAGUCUUAGUCGGUGAUGCUGCACACACCGUCCAUCCACUAGCAGGACAAGGUUUAAACCUGGGCCUGGGAGACGUCGACGCUCUAUCAAGGUGCAUCAUACAAGCUCUGAGACACGGAGGAGACAUCGGCUCGUAUACGGCUCUGAUACCCUACGCGCGGGAACGCUAUUUUGAGAACCACAAGGUGAUGUCAACGGUCGACAAGCUGCACAAGGUCUACUCUUCUACAGCGCAGCCGGUGGUGUGGGCGCGAUCUGUGGGACUUGAAGUGAUUAACGAGCUUGACUCAGUGAAAGCCGCGUUGAUGAUGAAUGCUGGAGCGAGCUCUCGGUUGCAAAAUGCAAGCGGAUGGGACUUAUUUGCCAAGAGCAUCGAGAGUCUAGCAGGGGCCGCUAGUACUUCAAAAAUGGUCAGCGGGAUGAUUGGCGCAGGAAUACAGGAGUUGGCCAAGAACGCUGGCCAAAGAAUUUUUGGACGCCCUUGAACGCGUUUACAUAGAUGUCCUUGUUUUUUUCUUCAGAUAAUUAGAGUCGUUCCGCGCCUCGUGUUCAUAUUUACCCUCGAGUUCUGAAGUACACUGCACUAUCUGAC